GAUAAAAAUUUACAAUAAGCUGCCUGGUGUGGUUGAGCAAUGAGUAAUUCGGAAAUUCAUGUUUGUUUAAAUAUAGAUUAGUUAGUACCCGACUUUCAAUAGGGGAAACAGUGCGAUAUUUGUGAGUUCGUGGAAUAAGCAAAAUCCGUGUAAAAUAAUUUUUCCAGAUAUCUUUGUAUAGGAAGAAGUUUAAUUUUAAAACAGUAAUAAACAAAAAAUGUUAGCCUUAUGGUACACUGUCCUGUCCUACCGGGACACAAUUUGGGACAAAUUAUCAUCGAAAAAAACGCCAACCGCCGAAGAAACAGCCAUAGUCUGUCCUUUACCGCCAAAAAAGAUCGAACCACCAUCUAAAAUCCCUCUAGCUGAAUCACCAACCGCCAAACAAAAAGCCAUAGACUGUCCUUUACCGCCCAAAAAGAUAGAACCGCCUUCCCAAAUCCCAGUAGCUGAACCACCUAAGUCUCAACGCCCUCUUCCAACAUCACCACCUCAACCAACAUCAUCAAUACCAAAACCAAUUGCUCAACAAAAAAAAGAUUCUCCACGUGUACCUUCUCCAGAUCUAUUUUUCGAAGAGCCUCUAUAUGAUUUCGAACAUGAUGAACUUCCACGUGCACCUUCUCCACAUCUAUAUGUGGCAGAUCCUUUGGAUGAUUUCGAAUAUGAGGACGGAAGUGAUUCUAGUGAACCAGAUGAUGAUGAAGAUUCUGUGUUAGAUAUGCCUCAGUUUCAAAGUGAUCGCGGUUGCUAAAUCGGUUAACGAGUUUAUUGAUUAAGAAACAAUGUAAUCUUGUAUGAAAAUAUAUUUGUUCAUUUUUGAUAAUUUAGUUUUUGAUUGUUUGAA
This is a messenger RNA of Ceutorhynchus assimilis (cabbage seed weevil), 847 nucleotides long. The record is from the annotation of a GenBank genome assembly. Lineage: Eukaryota; Metazoa; Arthropoda; Insecta; Coleoptera; Curculionidae.